This is a messenger RNA of Gloeophyllum trabeum ATCC 11539, 342 nucleotides long. RefSeq lists its product as uncharacterized. The transcript has a single exon. Lineage: Eukaryota; Fungi; Basidiomycota; Agaricomycetes; Gloeophyllales; Gloeophyllaceae. The annotation marks the transcript as partial. The record is from RefSeq and is a predicted model, not a curated record.
AUGAACAAACCGUCCUUCAGCUCCAUUCCGCCGGAGCUUAUGGCCAAAGUGGCCGACGACGUGGUGGCCGACUUGGACGCCACAACGCCCGACCCCGCCACCCGACAGUCUCAGAUUGUUUCCUUAACCCACAUCUGCGGCAGGUGGAGGGAACAGCUUGUGAACAACCGGAAGUAUUGGACGGCCAUAUUCAUUCAAACGGUCGGCAGUCUGAAGGACCUCAUCGCUCGCUCCCGCAACGCCACAUUGACAAUCGCCGGAUCGCUUGACGACAACGACGGUGGCAACGACGUCGAGGAUCGCCGCAAAGACAACAAGGAGAAACUAGGCGUGGUGAUGGGC